Molecule: messenger RNA, 2223 nt
Organism: Physella acuta
Lineage: Eukaryota; Metazoa; Mollusca; Gastropoda; Physidae
Product: aminopeptidase A-like
Biological process (GO): proteolysis; peptide catabolic process
Cellular component (GO): cytoplasm; membrane
Molecular function (GO): zinc ion binding; metalloaminopeptidase activity; peptide binding
Source: RefSeq, a predicted model, not a curated record
AAUGGGGCGCGCCAGAUUUGGUGGUCACCAAAUUUCAAAGAUCGGUCAGAAUGAGCACAUACCUUGUUUGUUUUGUUGUGUGUGAUUUCCCGCACACAAGUAUAAGUUCGGGCAGUGGAUUACCGAUCCGUGUUUUCUCGGCACCAGACAGACUGGAACAAACCGAAUACGCUCUUGGAGUCGCCCAACACGCACUGGAGAAAUUCACGAAUUUAUUUCACAUCGGCUACCCUUUGCCUAAACUAGAUCUCAUUGGAAUUCCCGAAUAUGAAUCCGGAGCUACGGAACAUUGGGGGCUGAUCACUUUCCGGGAAUCCACACUUUUGUAUAACUCCAACUCGACAGCACUCGCUUACCAAGAGCAUGUUGCCCAGGCCAUCACACAUGAGAUAUCUCACCAGUGGUUCGGUAACCUGGUCACCAUGGACUGGUGGAAUGACCUCUGGCUGAAUGAAGGAAUGGCCAGUUUCCUGGAGUAUGAGGGGGUCCUUGACCUUGAGCCCGACUGGGAUAGUAUGACCCAGUUUCUGGCCACCAACGUGUUUAAAGUGAUGAAACAAGACAGCGAGCUGGCGUCCCAUCCCAUUGUUGCAAAUAUCGUUGAACCCAACGAAAUCUCGUCUGUGUUUGAUGACAUCUCGUACUCCAAGGGAUCUUCAGUUACCCGGAUGUUGAAGGCUAUAAUAGGACAUGAUAAUUUCUACUCCGGUAUUUCGAAAUAUUUGAACAAGUUUCAAUUCAGCAAUGCUAAAACGGAUGACCUGUGGCAGUGUCUAUCUGAAGCAGACGGCAGCCAUAAUGUCAAACAUCUGAUGGAAACCUGGAUCAUGCAAGAUGGCUUCCCCUACAUCAACAUCACCGCCCAGCACACGGACCAAGGACAGACAAUCCUGCAUGCCCAACAAGCCAGAUUUUUGGCCAACCCUGAGUCAACUGCCGACCCUCGCAACUCUCCAUUCGGCUACAGGUGGGUGGUGUCGUUGGACUACAGGACGUGCAGUGGUGCCAAUGGGACGCUCUACAUGGAUUUACAGGACGCAAAUAUGACCAUAACGAACGCCCGUGACUGUUGGAUUAAAUUUAACGUGGACAACGGGGGCUACUACAUCGUUCUCUACCCUGAUGAGAUGUGGUCCAGCUUUGCUCAACACUUGACCACCACACCCAACACGGAGUGGCGCCUCACUCCAUCUGACCGAGCUGGACUUCUGCAUGACGCCUUCGCCCUAGCAGGAAGCGGGAAACUCUCCUAUGAAAUUCCCCUGGAUAUGCUUAGUUACCUGCAGUAUGAGACGCAUUACGUCCCCUGGUCGGUUGCUAUGGUAAAGGGGGCCAGCUAUGUAACAAGCAUGCUGAGAAAAGUUCCUGAAUUCUCCGUCUGGAAGAAAUUUCUUAUUAAGUUAUUAGCACCCGCUGUAGACAGACUAGGGUAUGAAGAGAAAGGCUCUAGCACCGAAAGAUUACUACGCGGGUUUGUGAUAAAUCUGGCUUGCAGCUCUGGAGAAAAAAGUGCCAUCUCUAACAUCACUACACUCUUCAGAAACUGGCUGGACUAUGGGGUCAAACCCCCAAUGAACAUCAGAAUGGCUGUCCAUCAGUACGGCAUGCGUAACGCGGGCUCAGACGACGACUGGGAAAAAAUGUGGGACAUCUAUCAGCAGGAGACGUCGGCCCAAGAGCAGGAACUCCUGGCCUAUGGUUUGGGUCACGUUCGUGAUCCUUAUCUCAUUAGCAGGUUGCUGACGUACGCUAGAGAUGAGGUCGGCAUUAAAAGACAAGAUUUCUUCAGCAUCGUCCAAAUCGUGGGCCUAAACAGCGCAGCCACGGACAUUUUGUGGGAGUGGACACGGGAGAAUUAUCAACUUUUUACUGACAGGUUUACUGUUAUGGACAGCUACUUUGCACAAAUGAUCUACGAAAUGGUCAAGAACUACAACUCGGAGUUUAAGCUGAGAGAGGUGAAAGAUUUUUUCGACAAAUACCCGGACGCAGGAGCCGGUGAAAGAUAUCGAAAAUUGGCCAUUGAAAGUAUUGAGCGAAAUAUUUAUUGGAUGAAGCAUUUCAAACCCGUUGUCAUUGACUGGCUAAGAAAACAACACUUCUAGUAGCCUUCAAACUUUAUUUUCGGUUUAUAGUUGAAAGAAUUAUUAUAUUAAAUUUGUUUGGUUUACUAAAUCUUAUUUCGCAAUUGUUUUUACUAGAUUCUAAAUGCCUAUGAUCAUA